Messenger RNA from Rhagoletis pomonella (apple maggot), 1871 nucleotides. RefSeq names its product slit homolog 1 protein. Bases 214 to 1614 code for a protein of 466 amino acids. The transcript has a single exon. Gene Ontology annotation, molecular function: protein binding. NCBI's taxonomy places the organism in Eukaryota, Metazoa, Arthropoda, Insecta, Diptera, Tephritidae. The record is from RefSeq and is a predicted model, not a curated record.
GAGAGCUUGCACCACCAUACUUUUUACAAUACAUAUAUUUUUUUUCAAGCAGUUGAUAAAACUCAGAAAUAUUUAACAAAACAAACUAAUCUUAUCUUUUGAUACCUGGAAACACUGGAAAAUGAAAUACCGAAAAAUUUGGUGGCUGUCAUUUGGUUACUCCAGUCUAAAUUAGUCAUAACAUAGAUCGCUACCCGUUUCAAGAUACUAGCAAUGAUUUGUCGGCAGGUAUGUUUUACGAUAUCGGUAUCAAUCUUAUUACUGUGCCCCAAAGCAGAAGUGAUCGAUGAAAAUGAAAUAGAACGCUUUUGCUAUCCGGAACAGCACAAAAACACUCGAAAAUCGUGCGAGUGCAGCAACGAUAAUGCUCCUCCAUGGGGUAUUCGCGCCAUAAACAUCGAUUGCAGCUACAAGAAUUUGAAGAACGCCGACUUCUCUGAGGUGCUGCCGCUCUAUGUAAACCUACUGGACUUGUCUUGGAAUGCAAUGGAUUUGGUACCGACGUUGGCCAGCGACAGCCUGCGCAUUCUAAAUGCUAUGCACAACAACAUCAGCACUAUCAGCAACAAAAAGUUUGUCAAGGCCGCGAACCUUCGCAAACUCUACUUAAGCUGGAAUAGCAUACAGUCAAUUGAAUUGAACGCCUUUGACGAGCUGGUGCAUUUACAAGUUCUUGAUUUGUCGCACAACAACUUACAUACUUUGGGACUACAACUAUUUCGGUCUUUACUUGUGCUGGAGACGUUAAAUCUGUCGUGGAACCGACAUCUCAAUCAGACCGAGGCCAUACAAGAACAAGACUUUUAUCGUACUUUCGGUGUGAACUUUAAAAUCAGGGUGUUACGCCUGCAAGCAUGCAGCUUGACAGAUCUGGUCUUGCCCGAGAAAGCUCCACUUGUCGAAUUAGACCUGCGCCAUAACAAGCUCGAAAAAAUUCCAUCGAAUCUGCCAAGUACUUUGGCAAAACUUGAUAUCAGUGAAAAUUUGUUUCAGACUUUUUCACCUGCCAUCACCGCCAACCUGUCUGCCACGAUAAGUGAGCUGUACGUGGAAGAUAUGCCGCGUCUACAGUCGGUCGAAGAAAAUGCAUUUUAUCCGCUGACCGGGUUAAAAAAGAUUAGCUUCCAGAACAGUCGUCGCUUGAAUAAAUUUAGUGGACAUGCUUUCGGUGCAGAAGCUAGCCGUUUUCCAGAGCUACGCACUUUAAUUUUUCGUGGCACUUCUGUGGGCUCACUUAACGCUACUUUGGCACCACUUUUCACGAAACUUGCAGAACUCGAUCUCAAUGGUAUGCCGCUGGUGUGCGAUUGCGAAUUAGUGUGGAUCAAAGAAAUUAAAUUGGACACGAAAGGCCGGUGCUUCAAUCCAUCGCGAUUACGGGGUGAAAGCAUGAUCAAUGUCGAGAAUUCCGACUUUAGUUGUGCCCAUUGGCCACACUGGGUAGCUGGGCUCUUUAUUUUCGCUCUCAUACUGCUGUGUGCCGCUGGUAUUUACGCAAUAGUUAUGUGCCUACGCCCGAACAGGGGAGGAGUAACGCUACGUAGGAAGGUGGGGUCUGGCAGUCCCUAUGCCAGAGUUACAAUCGAACCAAACAGACAGGAAAACUAUUAUUGAUUUUGAUCCUUUUAAAGAUUGGCAAUAUAUUUAUGUACAUAUGUAUGUAUGUUUUUGUGCAAAUAAGCUUGUAUUUAAUAUUGCUUUCGUAUACAUUUAAGGAAAUAUGUAGAUAUAUGGACAUAAGUAUUUUUGCAAAAAUAACAAUUCCUGUGGAUAGGUGCACAUAUUAAAAGACUUGUACGUAGAGGUAUGCAAUAUCUAAAAAUAUUUAUGUAGUUUUUUUUAAAUAAAUUUUUAUUUAUUAUCUAAAUGAA